Grammomys surdaster is the source of this 2414-nucleotide messenger RNA. It is a transcript of the gene Nucleolin, whose product is annotated as nucleolin. The record is from RefSeq and is a predicted model, not a curated record. Gene Ontology annotation, molecular function: RNA binding. The coding region runs from base 153 to 2282 and encodes 709 amino acids. Lineage: Eukaryota; Metazoa; Chordata; Mammalia; Rodentia; Muridae. Gene Ontology annotation, biological process: positive regulation of mRNA splicing, via spliceosome. Gene Ontology annotation, cellular component: spliceosomal complex. The transcript is spliced from 14 exons.
GUCUUUUGCCUCAGACGCUAGCUGUAGCUGGCAGGCGGUUGUACGUGCUCCAGAGUCCUCAAUACCCGUCGCUGCAGUCCGCUUCGCGUGGUUCCGCUAAGCUCUUCUGAGCUGCUCGCUCUCCACCCGCGCCUUCGCCGUAAUCCGCCAUCAUGGUGAAACUCGCAAAGGCCGGCAAAACUCACGGUGAGUCCAAGAAAAUGGCUCCUCCCCCAAAGGAAGUGGAAGAAGAUAGUGAAGAUGAAGAAAUGUCAGAAGAUGAAGAUGACAGCAGUGGAGAAGAGGAGGUUGUCGUCCCUCAGAAAAAAGGCAAAAAGGCUACCACAACUCCAGCAAAGAAGGUGGUUGUUUCACAAACAAAGAAGGCUGCAGUUCCCACACCAGCUAAGAAAGCAGCUGUUACCCCAGGCAAAAAGGCAGCAGCCACACCAGCCAAGAAAGCUGCUACACCAGCCAAAGUAGUUCCAACUCCUGGUAAGAAGGGAGCAGCACAAGCAAAAGCAUUGGUGCCGACUCCUGGAAAAAAGGGAGCUGUCACUCCAGCCAAGGGGGCUAAGAAUGGUAAAAAUGCCAAGAAGGAAGACAGUGAUGAGGAUGAAGAUGAAGAAGAUGAAGAUGAUAGUGAUGAGGAUGAAGAUGAUGAGGAAGAGGAUGAAUUUGAGCCACCAGUAGUAAAAGGAGUGAAGCCAGCAAAAGCAGCUCCUGCCUCAGAGGAUGAGGAUGAGGAAGAGGAGGAUGACGAUGAGGAUGAUGAUGAAGAGGAGGAAGAUGACUCUGAGGAAGAAGUUAUGGAGAUCACACCAGCCAAAGGAAAGAAAGCUCCUGCAAAAGUUGUUCCUGUGAAAGCCAAGAGUGUAGCUGAGGAGGAUGAUGAUGAGGAAGAGGAUGAAGAUGAAGAAGAUGAUGAUGAGGAUGAAGAGGAUGAAGAUGAAGAGGAGGAGGAGGAAGAAGAGGAAGAAGAACCUGUUAAAGCAGCACCUGGAAAACGGAAGAAGGAGAUGACCAAACAGAAAGAAGCCCCUGAUGCCAAGAAACAGAAGGUAGAAGGCUCAGAACCAACUACACCUUUCAAUCUGUUCAUUGGAAACCUUAAUCCAAACAAGUCUGUUGCUGAAUUAAAAGUUGCUAUCAGUGAACUUUUUGCUAAAAAUGAUCUUGCUGUUGUGGAUGUCAGAACUGGUACAAAUAGGAAAUUUGGUUAUGUGGACUUUGAGUCUGCUGAAGACCUAGAAAAGGCCUUGGAGCUCACUGGUUUAAAAGUGUUUGGCAAUGAAAUUAAACUAGAAAAACCAAAAGGAAGAGAUAGUAAGAAAGUUCGAGCUGCAAGAACACUUUUAGCCAAAAACCUCUCUUUCAACAUCACUGAAGAUGAAUUAAAAGAAGUAUUUGAAGAUGCUAUGGAGAUCAGAUUAGUCAGCCAAGAUGGGAAAAGUAAAGGGAUUGCUUAUAUUGAAUUUAAGUCUGAGGCUGAUGCUGAGAAAAACUUGGAAGAAAAGCAGGGGGCAGAAAUUGAUGGACGAUCUGUCUCACUCUUCUAUACUGGAGAGAAAGGACAAAGGCAAGAGAGAACUGGAAAGAAUAGCACUUGGAGUGGUGAAUCAAAGACUUUGGUUUUAAGUAACCUUUCCUACAGUGCAACAGAAGAAACUCUUCAGGAAGUAUUUGAGAAAGCAACUUUUAUCAAAGUGCCCCAGAACCCACAUGGCAAAUCUAAAGGGUAUGCAUUUAUAGAAUUUGCUUCGUUUGAAGAUGCUAAAGAAGCUUUAAAUUCCUGUAAUAAAAUGGAAAUUGAGGGCAGAGCAAUCAGGCUGGAGUUGCAAGGACCCAGAGGAUCACCUAAUGCAAGAAGUCAGCCAUCCAAAACUCUGUUUGUCAAAGGUCUGUCUGAGGAUACCACUGAAGAGACCUUAAAAGAAUCAUUUGAGGGCUCUGUUCGUGCAAGAAUAGUCACUGAUCGGGAAACUGGUUCUUCUAAAGGGUUUGGUUUUGUAGACUUUAAUAGUGAGGAAGAUGCUAAAGCGGCCAAGGAGGCCAUGGAAGAUGGAGAAAUUGAUGGAAACAAAGUUACCUUGGACUGGGCCAAACCUAAGGGUGAAGGUGGCUUUGGUGGUCGAGGUGGAGGCAGAGGAGGUUUUGGAGGCAGAGGUGGUGGCAGAGGUGGAAGAGGCGGAUUUGGCGGAAGAGGCCGGGGAGGCUUUGGAGGCAGAGGAGGCUUCCGAGGCGGCAGAGGAGGAGGAGGGGGUGACUUCAAGCCACAAGGAAAGAAGACGAAGUUUGAAUAGUUCCUUCCAUCCCAUUCUUUCCCUCUUCAUUUUAAAGAAAGGACUCUGGGGUUUUUACUCUGUUACCUGUUAAUGACAGAGCCUUCUAAGGACAUUCCAAGACAGUAAAGAUCCUAAACUCUUGUUGCCAGA